CGGUCAUGUGAUCAGCUGUGUCCAAUCACAGCUGAUCACAUGGCACUGAUGAUCAGUGUGCCCUGAUGAUCAGUAUAGCCCCAGCAGUGCCACCUGUCAGUGUCCAGUGCCAGUUGUCAGUGCUCAUUAGUGCCAUCUGCCAGUGCCACAUCAAUGCCACAUAUGAGUGCCUACCAGUGCACAUCAAUGCCACAUAUCAGUGCCCAUCUGAGCUGCCUUUCAGUGUCACCCAUCAGUGCUAGUCAGUGCCACCUAUCAAUGCCAAUCAGUGCCACCUAUCAGUGCUGCCAAUCAGUACCGCCUAUCAGUGA
Staurois parvus is the source of this 311-nucleotide messenger RNA. NCBI's taxonomy places the organism in Eukaryota, Metazoa, Chordata, Amphibia, Anura, Ranidae. The record is from the annotation of a GenBank genome assembly.